AUGAAAGCUCUACUUAAUUCGGACUCAACUACUAUCUCCCCCAUCUCCCCCAUCAAUCCUCGAAACUUCACUCAACCGAAGAUCCAAACCUCUCUUCACUUCUCUCCAAAAGAUAACCACCACCACCGUUUGAUUCGACGGAAAGCUCGGGAUUCCAGAAUCCGGUUUCUAAAAUCCGACAGUUUCGACUUCGUAUCGGAGCUCCAAGUUUCGGAAACCCAAUCAGAUCGUGUUGGAAGCUCAAGCCAAGGUGUUGGACUGAUAUGCAUUUGUGUUUAUAGCAUAUUAUUCUACUUCAAUUGUGUCAGACAUUGUUCUAGAAAUAACCUUAUUUUUCAUCCUCUAAAUUGUGUAGGUGAGGAUGAAAAAGGGGAAGGAAUUGUCUUGCAAUCACGGUAUCCGUGGGAAGGAAGUGACCGAGAUUAUGAUUACGAGGAGCUCCUAAGCAGAGUGUUCAAUAUCCUCCGGGAGAAUAAUCCAGAGCUUGCUGGGGACAGGCGUAGAACUGUUAUGCGGCCGCCACAAGUUCUUCGAGAGGGCACAAAGAAGACAGUCUUGGUGAAUUUUAUGGAUCUGUGCAAGACGUAUGUUUAGAUUUUGUUGGGUUUGCAUUUAUCAUAAAACAAAUUAUAAAAUAAAAUAAAUUUCUGUCUGAUUUGCU
This is a messenger RNA of Camellia sinensis, 661 nucleotides long. Lineage: Eukaryota; Viridiplantae; Streptophyta; Magnoliopsida; Ericales; Theaceae. The record is from RefSeq and is a predicted model, not a curated record.